AUGGAGGAAUUAACCAGCGUUUUAAGUGCAUUUGUUCGAGGAAUUCAGCAGCAACCCCAACAAGCCGCAGCGGCGCCGGUGGUGCCAGCACCCUCUGCGCCAAUUAACAUUCCAGCUUUCGAUCCCUCAAAAAGCGAUGCGGGAGCGAUGGGUUGGUGCGAUGAUAUGGAGACCUUGGCGACCACGUUCGAGUGGACUGAUUUUGAACAGCUUUGCAAAGCCGCGGGUGCCCUGGAAGGUGACGCAAAGGAUUGGUAUGACAACUGGCACCCAUCAAAUAAAGUUUGGGCUAGUUUCCGGGCCGAGCUUUGUCAGCUUUAUCCUGCGAAGAGGAAUCUUAGUGAGCGGUUACGUAAAGCUAGUAUGUACAGAAGUAACCAAGCAACGGGAUAUUGUGAGUACGCAAGGAAAAAAAUAUCUUUGUUAAACUCUCUAGAUUUUAAUUUGAGUGAUAGUCAAAUAGUUGAGAUAGUUAUUGGUGAUAUAACGGACACACAUGUCAAAACAGCUACUUCUAAUAGUAGAGUUGAUUCCAUUUCGACCUUACUUAACUUGCUUAGCAACUAUCAAAUUAAUAAACAAGACUCUCAGCUUCAAGUAGGGGCGCCAAAACGCCCGAAUCCGUUUAAACAUAAUGAUGAGGGAAAAAUAUGUUAUUCCUGUAAAAAACCUGGUCAUAUCAGCCGGAAUCGUUUUAAAUCAUUUAAAUUAUUCAAAUACGAUAAUACUAAUAAGGCGAGAAGCUCAAAUAAUCUGCCAGGUAUUGCGAAACCCUGUGAGAUCUGUAAGAAAUUCGGGCAUAAUUCUGAAAAAUGCUUCUUCAAAAGUCAAAAUAAAGCAGAGAAGUCAUCUCUUAUUUUUCAAAACGUGCUUCAAAGGAGGAAAGUAACUACCACUCAUACGAGCUUGAGACUCUAG
Acanthoscelides obtectus is the source of this 918-nucleotide messenger RNA. Lineage: Eukaryota; Metazoa; Arthropoda; Insecta; Coleoptera; Chrysomelidae. The record is from the annotation of a GenBank genome assembly.